AUGAUGGAUCUGCACCAUCCUAAUGAUGCGAUACGUGAGAUUCAGGAGGCUCAGAAGGAGCAGAGGGCAGCGCUGGACAUGCUUACAAAGCAAUUAUCUCAAGUCGCCAUGUCGCUAGGAGAGCUGAGAGGAAACGAAGGGAAAAUCCCUGCCACGAUGCAGCAGCCUGGGCACGAGAAAUUAGGGAAGGUAUACCAGAGCCCCAGCCCACCUGCGGUACCACUAGUAUCUAUGCCUGGAUCGAGCCAAGAAGAAGAAGGAGAGUCCAGUUCCCUUGAUCGACCCAAAAGAAGAGACAAAGGGAAAGAGAAAAUGGGCGGCGAAACCUCAGGAGAAGGUCAAGGAGAAGAAGCUGAGAAGGUCAAACCAUACCCAUACCGCGGAAUGGUCACCAGGAAGAGAGAUGCCAUGAUCGAUGUGGCCAGUCUAUUUAAAGACGUGGAAGUCAAGGUGCCACUCUUGACGGCAUUAAAGAUGCCCCCAAUCAGCAAAUUCUUUAAGGACUACCUGGCGGGCAAUGUAAAUGAAGAAGGGAGAAUUAUUACAGAAGAGGAUGUCUCCGCAGUGAUCCAGCGGAGCGACCUCCCAUCAAAGAAAACCGACCCAGGGAUGUUCACGCUCCCGAUUUCAAUUGGGGAUAUUCAAGUGGAGCACGCAAUGUGCGAUUUAGGGGCAUCCAUCAAUGUUCUGCCGUAUGCUAUCUACAAAAAGCUGGAAGAGGCCAAGCUCGUCGAUACUGAUAUCAUGAUACAGCUGGCCGACAGAUCUUGCAUUCACCCGGAGGGGAUUCUUGAAGAUGUAAUAGUGAAGGUGGACAAUUUUCUGUACCCAACCGACUUCUUCGUCAUCAAGAUGACAUAG
Salvia splendens (bonfire salvia) is the source of this 861-nucleotide messenger RNA. RefSeq lists its product as uncharacterized. Bases 1 to 861 code for a protein of 286 amino acids. NCBI's taxonomy places the organism in Eukaryota, Viridiplantae, Streptophyta, Magnoliopsida, Lamiales, Lamiaceae. The transcript has a single exon. The record is from RefSeq and is a predicted model, not a curated record.